CCCUCCUUCUGUUGCGAGCCUGUUAUCGCUUUCUUCCCCGGUCUCUUUUCUUUGUGUCUGUGAUCUGUCGUUUCUUCUGGCACCUGAUUUCCUCGUCUCCUCGUCGUUCGUCCAAAUCCUCCCAGUCGCUCGCUUGUUUACUCCUCUCAGGCUCCACCGACCACUCUCCUGGACCCCUUGGACCCUCGGACCCUAUUAGACGAUCUGCGUCUCGCAAACCGAUUCGUGUUUUCAUUCUCGUCAUCUCUCGUCAUCGAUAGUUUAUCACCAUCUCGCCCUCGUUAAGUCCCCCGUAUACAAACCAUCCGGGCUUCCUUCGGGAAUCGUCAAACGCUCGUUGCCCAGUGAACACCAAUUGUCAGAAAAAUCGCGGUUCCUGUUUGCGCAAAGGGGAUCAAUCGAGACCCCGCUCUAUCUACACAAGAAAUCAGGUGCGAGCCUGCAGCGACCAGGAUGCGUUUCAUUUCGCUUUUCCCUCUGGCGUGUCUCCUUUUGCUCGCCGUGCUUUCAACAGCCUGGCAGUUUGAUGGGCUGGAAAGGGUCCAUGGUCAACUCUUACCCAGAGAAGACUCGACAACUUCCACCGAGAGUGCCACCACCGGUGCUUCAGCCAGCGAGGAGACUGCUUCGGCAACGUCUACGAAAUCAUCCAAGGAGACUUCCACCGAGACUUCCAGCGGAACCUCCAGUGAGACUACCGAUUCUGCUUCCACUACUACAACUAGCAAGCACUCCGGACACUCUACGUCAUCUAAGAAUUCCACCACCACUUCCACCUCCGUCGACGCUCGUCUCCCCGCCGGUGGUAUCUCGAUGCUGACCCCCUCCGCCAUUUCGACAACAUACUACAAGAUCGAUGAGGCCAUUACCUUCGUGUGGAACUAUACAUCCUUGUCCAUCACGCCCACUGGGGUGAACGUCGUUGCAUCCUGCAGUCUGAACGACGCUACUUAUACCAUUGCUAGCAACCUGAGCGUUUCGCAGACCCAAUCAGUUGUAUGGGAUACGAAGAAGUACCAGGCCAAUGCUACGGUACCUCUGCUUACUGCUUCCUAUACCCUUAUCGUGUACGAUGAGAGCAAGAGCAUCAGUGAUGUCGCCAGUGCUGGAGAACUGGGCACUGACACUCGUUACUACUUCGCAAUGUACGCUACACAGGCCUACACACCGCUUGCUGACUGGGUCUGUGCUACCUGUAGCGGCGCCUUUACCACCGAGGAGCUCCGAGCCAUGAAAUUCGCCGCAGGAAUGGCCGUCAUCACCGUUGCAUCCUUUACCUGGUUUGCCGGUAGCUCCGGUCUCUUCUUCACAUAAUACUAUGCCACGCUACCGAAGAGAGGGUUCAUGAACAUUUACAUCUACAUUUUUAUGCAUUCGAAAAAUGUUGCAUUGAGCUGAGCGGUUUCCAUUUCAGUAAUGAUAAUAGCGAUCUACCAGCAGGGCAGGGUACCGGCGUUUGUGUUUUUCUUUUUUUUUCCUUAAAAUAUGCAGUGGUAAAAAUGGUCUUUUUUUU
Molecule: messenger RNA, 1513 nt
Organism: Aspergillus ochraceoroseus IBT 24754
Lineage: Eukaryota; Fungi; Ascomycota; Eurotiomycetes; Eurotiales; Aspergillaceae
Exons: 3
Coding region: 454-1314 (286 amino acids)
Source: RefSeq, a predicted model, not a curated record